GGGUGUGAUGCGAGCGUCACGGUGGGGAUGCUGGCUUCGCGGCGGUGAGGGAGCGAGCGAGAGCGAGCCAGGGGCGGAGGACGCCAGGAUACGGAUCUUGCUGCUGUGUGGGCUCGGAUCUCUCUUUCUCCCCCCUCUGUCCCCCCUUCAUUUGGUUCUUGGUUUGCACAUUUAAAACCCCCCGACUCCGUCCUCCCCCACCGCUGGAAGUCUUCCCGUCUCUAAAUGGAAUUAGUGGAGAUCGGAGCCUCUGGUGUAACGAACAGACAUGAUCUAUGGACGCAGUUUGUUUCACAUUGUAGCAAGUUUAAUCAUCUUCCAUUUGUCUGGGGCAACCAAGAAAGGAACAGAAAAGCAAACCACCUCGGAAACUCAGAAGUCAGUGCAGUGUGGAACUUGGACAAAACAUGCAGAGGGAGGUAUCUUUACCUCUCCCAACUACCCCAGCAAGUACCCUCCUGACCGAGAGUGCAUCUACAUCAUAGAAGCUGCCCCAAGACAGUGCAUUGAACUUUACUUUGAUGAAAAGUACUCUAUUGAACCGUCUUGGGAGUGCAAAUUUGAUCAUAUUGAAGUUCGAGAUGGACCUUUUGGAUUUUCUCCAAUAAUUGGACGUUUUUGUGGACAACAAAAUCCACCUGUAAUAAAAUCCAGUGGAAGAUUUCUAUGGAUUAAAUUUUUUGCUGAUGGAGAGCUGGAAUCUAUGGGAUUUUCAGCUCGAUACAAUUUCACACCUGAUCCCGACUUUAAGGACCUUGGAGUUUUGAAACCGUUACCAGCAUGUGAGUUUGAGAUGGGCGGUCCUGAAGGAAUUGUGGAAUCUAUACAAAUUAUGAAAGAAGGCAAAGCUUCUGCUAGCGAGGCUGUGGAUUGCAAGUGGUACAUCCGGGCACCUCCACGAUCCAAGAUCUACUUACGCUUCUUGGACUAUGAGAUGCAGAAUUCAAAUGAAUGCAAAAGGAACUUUGUGGCUGUGUAUGAUGGCAGCAGCUCGGUGGGGGACCUGAAGGCAAAAUUCUGCAGCACCGUGGCCAAUGACGUCAUGCUCCGCACGGGUCUUGGGGUCAUCCGCAUGUGGGCCGAUGAGGGCAGUCGGAACAGCCGAUUUCAGAUGCUCUUCACAUCCUUUCAAGAACCUCCCUGUGAAGGCAAUACAUUCUUCUGCCAUAGUAACAUGUGUAUUAACAAUACACUAGUCUGCAAUGGACUCCAGAACUGUGUGUAUCCUUGGGACGAGAAUCAUUGUAAAGAGAAGAGGAAAGCCAGCCUGCUGGACCAGCUCACCAACACCAGUGGGACCGUCAUUGGUGUGACUUCCUGCAUUGUGAUCAUCCUUAUUAUCAUCUCUGUCAUUGUGCAGAUCAAACAGCCUCGUAAAAAGUAUGUCCAAAGGAAAUCGGACUUUGACCAGACAGUUUUCCAGGAGGUGUUUGAACCUCCUCAUUAUGAGUUGUGUACUCUAAGAGGGACAGGAGCUACAGCUGACUUUGCAGAUGUGGCAGAUGACUUUGAAAACUACCAUAAACUGCGGAGAUCCUCUUCCAAAUGCGUUCACGACCAUCACUGUGGGUCACAAGUGUCCAGUACGAAAGGCAGCCGCAGUAACCUCAGCACAAGAGAUGCUUCUGUCUUGACAGAGAUGCCUCCGCAGCCUGUCAAACCCCUUCUCCCACCCAUGAACAGAAGAAAUAUCCUUGUCAUGAAACACAACUACUCGCACGAUGCCGCAGAUGCCUGUGACAUUGACGAGAUCGAGGAGGUGCCGACGACAAGUCACAGGCUGUCCCGACAUGACAAAGCCGUCCAGCGGUUCUGCCUCAUUGGGUCUCUAAGCAAACAUGAAUCUGAAUACAACACAACUAGGGUCUAAAAAGAAAAUUCAAGAGAAGAACUAUUUAUACAAACAUGGGGACUGUGAAAUGAAAAUUCUAUAGUGAAUUGUGAAAAGUGGACAUAUUUCUAAAUUCAUUCCACUGCCUUUAUCCAAACUUAAGAAUUACAGACAUUUGUUAUCCCUUCGGCAAGACAUCCCCGCUGCACAAUGAUAUGUUCAUUUCGUAAUUUGGUUGCUGGCCACCAAGUGCUCCUUAGUUUUUAAAUACAUUUUGAGAUUUACUGGAAACUUGAAGAAGAAAUUAGUUCCUGAUUAAGACUAUCCCACUUUUUCUUUUUACUGUUAGUUUCACUUUGUUUCUAUGUUGUUUUAUGUCCUUGUUGUAUAAUUGUACGGUGUGUGAUAUGUGAACAACAGGAUUUUGGAUGAACUUUGUGUUACAUGUACAUUGUUUUCAUUAGAUAGACUGCUUGAGAAUAGUGCGUUCCUGAGGGAUUUUGAACAUGCUACAGUUAAGAAGUGAAAAUAUGGACCAUGGAAGCACCAGCUAGAGGUUUUAUGGACUAUAAACACCUAUUGUUGUAUUAUGAUUAAAUGCAGCCAAGAGUCAUGAGUAAAAAUAACUAGAUUGCAAUAAGAAACAUCUCAUUUUUUUUGUCUUUCCCAAAUAUCCCCAAUUUCCUUUUUGUUUUAUAUCAAAGGAAGAUACUAAGUUUCAGAAAGAGUUUUUGAAAUCAGGUAUUAUACCAUUCAUACCCGUCAAUAGAAAUGUUUUUUGAUUUAAGCACUUAGCAAUAUGACUGAAUUGACAGUUUGAAAAAAUACCCUGCAUGUCAGUACUGGAUAUUUGAAUUGGAAAAAUAUCCUUUU
Messenger RNA from Odobenus rosmarus divergens (Pacific walrus), 2704 nucleotides. RefSeq names its product neuropilin (NRP) and tolloid (TLL)-like 1 (gene NETO1). Gene Ontology annotation, molecular function: protein binding. The transcript is spliced from 11 exons. NCBI's taxonomy places the organism in Eukaryota, Metazoa, Chordata, Mammalia, Carnivora, Odobenidae. Bases 269 to 1870 code for a protein of 533 amino acids. The record is from RefSeq and is a predicted model, not a curated record.